Pisolithus orientalis is the source of this 411-nucleotide messenger RNA. RefSeq lists its product as uncharacterized. The coding region runs from base 1 to 411 and encodes 136 amino acids. The record is from RefSeq and is a predicted model, not a curated record. The transcript is spliced from 4 exons. Lineage: Eukaryota; Fungi; Basidiomycota; Agaricomycetes; Boletales; Pisolithaceae.
AUGGCCAGUAGUGAGGGGCAGAAGGCUGAAAGAAGUGGCAGACUGGCUUUAGACAAGUCCAGGGAAGGUGUUGAGGGCUGGGACUGGCCAAGUCCAGGCCUGAGGGCUGCACCAAAGGUGUGCAGAGGUCCAGAGACCAAUAUCAGGGGGCCAGGAGGUCAAAUGAGUGAUGUGAUCCCAGUGUCCAUGGGCUGGAGUGCUGGGAUGACUGAGGGUGACCAGCCAGGGGUCAGAGGUAGCUCAGGGGAACUAACAGAAGUGAGUCUGGUUGUUGAGGCCAGCUCAGGGGCAAGUCCAGAGGGUAAUUCCAACUUAGAAGUGGGCUCAGGCAUGAACCCAGAGUCAGGCAAAAAUGAGUGGAAGACAGGGGUCAGGAGUGAGGGAAUGGAUGCAUUAAGUUUCAACCACUAG